Molecule: messenger RNA, 1786 nt
Organism: Raphanus sativus (radish)
Lineage: Eukaryota; Viridiplantae; Streptophyta; Magnoliopsida; Brassicales; Brassicaceae
Exons: 8
Coding region: 57-1541 (494 amino acids)
Source: RefSeq, a predicted model, not a curated record
AAUCGUUCUAGGUCCGAGGCGCAAAAUCUGACGUUACACAAACCCACGCUUACCGUAUGUACUUCAUGGGUCCAAACACUUUCAGGGAACCUUGGCAUCUCCCUUACUCUCGUCCCCAUGCAAUCAUCGAGAUGGUGUACGAGGAUGCUUUUAACAGAUUUAUUGAUGAGGUCAACUCUACCGCUGCGUAUGAUUGGUGGGAAGGGUCUGUGCACAGCAUAUUGUCAGUUCUCGCAAAUCCUUGCGCCUGGUCUUGGAAACAAUGGCGUCGAAGGAGAAAAAUUCAUCGCCUUCAGCAAUACGUAAAAUCUCAAUAUGACCAUUCUUGCCUCCGCUCAUGCAGGUCUAGAGCUCUCUACAAAGGCAUGAAGGUGGGAGCCACUCCGGAUCUGAUGGUUGCAUACGUAGACUUUUUUCUUGGCGGUGACGAGAAGCGUGUAGAUAUGGUCUCUAUUAUACAGAAAAGAUUCCCCAUGUGCAUACUUUUUGGUGGAGAUGGAAGUUAUAUGUCACCCUAUAGUCUUCAUAGUGACGCACUCUUAACAAAUCUUCUAGGCCAGCACAUACCGCCAAGUGUUUGGCACCGCUUUGUUGCCGGGUUAAACGCACAGCUAAGGACUGUGAGGCAUGGAUCAAUUCGUUCAGCAUUACUUCCUGUCAUUAGGUGGGUAAACAGCCAUGGAAAUCCUCAACUCGAAUUCCACGGAGUAAGAAUUGAGCUUGGAUGGUUUCAAGCUACAGCUUCUGGAUAUUACCAACUUGGUAUCUUGGUUUUUGUUGGCGAUUUUCCUCUGAACACUGUAAACCAAUCAGUUUCAUUCAGCAGAAGUGACGACGAGUCCCCUCGGAACAGCUCUGCAUGUCCCAGCAAUUCUCUUAUCGAGUUGCAACAAGACUUGAUCCAACCAAGACAUGGGUUAUCUCGGAAGAGAAUCAAUGGUGGAAUAAACGGAGGUCUCAUCAACGAGAUUUCAUUACAAUCUUUGGAGUACAGAAGGGACUUACUUUAUCCAUUCUCUCUCUUAUUAAACAAUACACGACCCGUUGGUCGUCAGGAUACCCUUCUACGUUUGAUCUCCAUCCUUCUUCUUGCGGAUCUUUCAGUCACGGUCCUUGCAUUGCUUCAGUUCUAUUGGCUUGCUCUUGCAGCCUUUCUCGCUAUCCUCGUGAUUCUCCCUCUCGCUCUGCUUUGCCCAUUCCCGGCUGGCCUUAACGCGUUAUUAAGUAAAGAAAUUAGAAGAGCUUCACUUACUCGUGUCUACGCCCUUUGGAACGCUACAUCUCUAACCAACGUCAUUAUGGCUUUCGUUUGCGGUGUCAUUCAUUCCGUUUUUUUCUCUGGCCAACUAAGUGAUAAGACAAACAUUUGGAACGCCAUAAGAGAUGAUGAUAAGUGGUGGGUAUUACCAACAAUACUCUUGUUACUCAAGUGGAUACAAGCUUGGUUCCUUGAUUGGCACGUCGCGAAUCUGGAAGUAUCAGACUUUUCUCUUCUUUGUCCCGAUCCAGACACGUUCUGGGCAUAUGAAUCUGGAGCUUGACGAACGAAAUGAGUAGAUGGCAUAUUAUUUAUCAUGUAAAUCUGCUAAAAGAAGUACAAGUAGGUAGUUCUCGCUUCUCACUGUUAGGUGGGUUAUCUGGUGUAGGUUUUGCCAGAUGAAACGCUAGUUUUAUAAACUAGAGAGUUUAGAUGGAGAUCAAUAAUCCUAAAACCAAACUGAAAGUUAACUUAUUCUAUUUAUGCAUGAUGUAAAAAGUUCAGUAUAUAUUAUACGUUCAAAUCUAA